GGAUAAACGUUGACCCCACUUGGUUCUCGAAGUCCAUUUUGGGAGACGCUCCCGACGCUCAACCAUAUUGAACGUUGUUGACGCCUCAUUCGAUCAAAUAGUGUGAUACAUUGAAAGCACAUAUGACUUAUGAUGGAUGAAGGCUGGAGCAGAAGAACAUAAAGAAUGGUCGCGGGCUCGCGGGGAGGGAGCCUGAGGCAUCAGGAGAGCCCUCCCAAGGCAACUAUCAAGUACAAAAAGCAAGCCGGUGGAAAUGACCCCACCACUCAGGCGAAGAAGCUCCCGAGCCAGCAGGUCGCGGAGCUGUCUCAGCCGGUCAAGGAUGUGGAGGGUUGGCGGCCGCGGCCGCGCAUUAUUGAGCACCUAAACAUUGCAGACUUCAGCCAUCAUGUUGACUGCAAGGUGCCCAUUGAUGAGCCCAUAUUUCAGCCCUUCCCGCCGGAGGUCACGUUCCACAACUACGAGCCGUUCCAAACCUAUGAGGCGACGCUGUACCUGCGGAACAACGACAAUGUGUCCCGGCGUGUUAAGGUGCUGCCCAUGGACUCGCCGUACUUCUCGGUGCGGCGGGCGGCGCCCCCCGCCGCCGGCAAGGAGGACAACAAGGUGGCCACGGGCAUGGAGGUGGCCUUCACGGUCACCUUCAAGCCCGAGUCGCGCGACGACUACUCCUGCGACCUGGUGGUGUGCACGGAGCGGGAGAAGUUCGUGGUGCCGGUGCUGGCGGUGGGCGCGUCCGCGGCGCUGGACUUCCCGGACCUGGUGGACUUUGGCAGCGUGGCCACAAAGGUGGAGACGAAGCAGACGCUGUUCGUGCGCAACGUGGGCAGCAAGGCGGCGCACUUCAGCCUGUCCGCGCCGCCGCCCUUCACCGUGACGCCUACGGCGGGGCACCUGUCGCCUGGCGAGACGCUGCAGUGCUCGGUGGUGUUUGAGCCGCCCAGCACGGGCCGCUACGAGGGGGAGCUGGAGAUCCAGUACGACAGCGGGCGCUGCGUGUACGCGCAGCUGGUGGGCGCUGGGCAUGAGCUGGAGGUGGGGCUCUCGCAGGGAGUGGUGACCAUGCUGUCCACGUUCGUGACGAAGAGCAGCCAGAAGACGUUUAAGAUCAUCAACAACAGCGACGUGAGCGUUAAGUACAGCGUGAAGCAGCGCUCCACGGCGGAGCAGGACAUGGCGCUGACGGCGCAGCGGCUGGGCACGCUGACGGCCACGCAGAUCGGCGGCGGCUACCACAGCGGCGGAGCCGGCGCCGACAACGGCGACGGCGACGCGUCGUCGGAGGACGAGGACACGAUCCUGGCUGCCGCCGGCCCGCAGCUGACUCGGCGGUUGCACAAGGCGCAGCGGGACGCGCUGCUGGACUCGUACCUUUUCACCGACCGCAACUUCUCCGUGAACCCGGCGGAGGGCACCAUCUGGCCGCGCAGCGAGGUGGAGGUGGUGGUGACGUUCAGCCCGGACCACGCGCGCGAGUACGAGGUGGUGGCGUACGUGGACGUGGCGGGCCGCGCCGACCGGCUGCCGGUGGUGUUCAAGGGUCGCGGCCUGGGCCCUGCCGCCGUGUUCAGCUACGACGUGCUGGAUGUGGGCGACACCUGGGUCAACACGCUGCACCAGUACGAGGUGGAGCUGCAGAACCGCGGCAAGAUUGAUGUCGACUACCGGCUGGUGCCGCCGGGCAGCGCCUUCGGCACGCGCUUCAGCUUCGAGCCGCCGGCGGGCCGGCUGAGCGGCGGGCAGAUCCAGGUGAUUAAGGUGAAGCUGCUGUCGGACCUGCUGGGCACCUUCGACGAGACGUUCGCGUGGCAGAUCAAGGGCAGCAGCGAGCCGCUGAGCCUGCAGUUCAAGGGCCGCGUGUGCGCGCCGUCGUUCGAGGUGGACGUGGAGGGGCUGGACUUUGGCGUCUGCUCCUACGGCUUCAGGUACACAAAGGAGUUCACGCUCACCAACACCAGCGAGAUCCCGCUGCGCUUCGCCUGGCGCGUGCCGUCCGACACGGAGGAGCCCAAGGAGUUCCAGAUCCUGCCGGGCAAGGGCACCAUCCUGCCGCACGGCAAGGUGAAGAUCAACGUGGAGUUUGUGAGCCGCACCGUGCAGCGCUACCGGACCGAGCUGGUGAUGGACAUCCCUGGCGUGGCGGAGCGCCAGCUGGUGCUGCCGCUGCUGGGCGAGUGCGCGGUGCCCAAGCUCAGCCUCUACUCGCGUACCAUGGAGUUCGGCGAGUGCAGCCUGCGAUUCCCCUACAAGCAGGAGAUGCGCAUUGUGAACGAGUCCAAGCUGCCCGCCAAGUUCGAGGUGGUGCCGCAGGACAGUGCCUCGCUGGGCCUCGCCACAUUCACGGUGGAGCCCUCCAGCGGCGGCAUCCCCGCGCGCGGUGAGCAGGUGGUGGAGCUGACCCUCACAACGCACACGCUGGGUCGAAUCCAGAUCCCGGUCAAGGUGAAGGCACUGGGCUCCAAGGCCGCACCGCUGGAGUUCAUUGUGAACGCAAAGUGUGUGGGGCCGCAGCUGGACUUUGGCGAUGACCCCGACAACCGCACCACCACGCCGUCGCUGUCCUUCGACAAGGUGCCGGUGCUGAAGGAGCAUUCGCUGCCGCUUGUGAUCAACAACUGCUCCGCCAUCCCCGCCGACUUCAAGCUGUUCAUCGAGUCCAAGGACUCGGUGUUCUCGGUGGAGCCGCGCCAGGCGCACCUGGAACCGGGCGACAGCCUGACGGCGCACGUGAUGGUCAAGAUGGACGAGAGCAUGGACUUUGCGGACACGCUGCACGUGCUCAUCCAGGAGGGCGCUGACAUGGCCAUCCCGCUGACCUCCAGUGGUGUGGGCAGUGCCAUCGUGGCUGAGGAGUUCGCCAGUGGGCUGCUGGACUUUGGCUACCAGUUCGUGGGGCGGCCGUUCACCAAGGAGGUCACGGUAUACAACAUGGGCCGCAAGAUGGUGAUGCUGGCCUGGAGCUCCAGCCGGUAUGAGGAGCUGAAGAAGGAGUACGCCAAGGCCAACCGCGGCGCGGGCAAGAAGUUUGACAUCGUGCUGAUCCCGCAGGAGCAGCAGCCCGUGUUCUCCAUCACGCCCGACAAGGUGCAACUGGGGCCCAAGGAGGCCGCCACCUUCACCGUCACCGGCAAUGCGCUGGCUGCGGGCGAGGUGCGCGAGGCGCUCACCUGCAACGGCACCUUUGGCAACAACGCCAAGGGCACGAAGAAGGUGUUCGAGACCACCAUGCGCGCUGACGUGGCCACGCCGCUGCUGCACUUCUCCGACCGGCUCAUGCACUUCCGCUACACCUACAAGAAGGGCGCGGCCAUCGAGACGCAGACGCGGCCGCUGACCAUCAAGAACGUGUCGCCGCUGCCGCUCACGUUUGGGUUGCGGCCGCAGCCGCCCUUCACCGUGGACCGCACCAGCUGGACUCUGGACCUGGAGGAGAGCGGCACUGUCAACGUCACGUUCGACCCCAACUUCAAGGACGACCUGCAGAGCAUGCAGAGCCGCACCAAGCUGUCCGUGGUGUACUCGGACAACCCGCAGCGCGACAGCGUGGACCUGCACGGCGACAUCGAUUUCCCCAACCUGGCCUUCGAGACCACCACCGUCGAUUUCGGCAGCGUGCUGUUGGACACCACGCGCCGCGUGCCGGUGCGCGUGGUCAACUCCUCCAACGUGGACGUGGUGUACAGCUGGGCCUGGGACAAGUCGUCGGUGCAGGAGGACGUCAACUCCAUCGCCUCCAUGUCGCUGCGGCAGGGCCGGCCCAAGCCACCGCCCACGCAGCUGUUCGACGUGAUGCCCAUCCGCGGCGUGCUGCGCCCCGGUGAGGCCGAGACCAUGACCUUCUCCUUCUUCGCCUACCCCGGCAUGCGCGCCUCCUGCUCCGCGGUGUGCCAGGUGGAGGGCGGCCCGCUCUACACGGUGCAGCUGGCGGGCGAGUCCAACAACAUCAAGUACUCGGUGGAGCCGCAGGGCAUGGAUUUCGGGCAGCAGCUGUACGACCGGGCGGUGGAGCGCGAGCUGACACUCACCAACAGCGGCAAGGUGCCCUUCACCUUCAACUUCAACUACAGCCGGCUGUCGCGGCCGGGCAUUGUGGAGGCGACGCCGUCCAGCGGCGCCAUCGCGCCGCUGACCAAGGAGGUCAUCAAGGUGCGCGUGUGCCCCGGCAUCCCCGAGAAGCUGACGGAGACGCUGCUGGUGGAGGUGGCGCACUUCGAGCCCAUCCCGCUGGCCAUCAGCGUGGAGGGCACCUACGCCGCCGUGUCGCUCAACCUGCCGCGCCACCGCGACGAGACGUUUGUGGACUGCCUGGAGAAGGCACGUGCCGCCAUCAUCGCGGCAGCUCUGUCGCACGUGCCUGCAGAUGAGCCCAACGCCCCCGACGAAGCCGCCAUGUCACUGGCGGGCGGCCGCGACGGCACUGGCUCUGUCGCCUCGCCGACGCGGCCCACGGCCGCUGGGCGCAGCAUCCGCGGCGGACCAGACGCCGUCGGCUCCCGCAGCAUUGCGGGGGCGCGCAGCGUGGCCGGCGCCGGCUCGCGCAGCCUGGCGGCCUCAAAGAGCAUGGCGCGACCGCCGGGCACUGCGAUGCAGCGGGCGCAGUCGGCGCACUCCACUGCGGGCCAUGGCGGUGCGCAGCUGUCCUCGGAGAAGAAGAUAGAGGUGGAGGCGGAGCGGCUGCGGCUCAUCACGCUGCUGAUGGAGCGCGAGGCGGAAAAGCGGAGGCAGCAGGAGCAGGCGAACGCGCAGCCGGGUUUGCCGGACGCCGUGGCCGCGGCGGACGGCAACCGCGGCGGGCAGCCCAGCCCUGGUGCGCUGGCGGCACUCCAGCGGCAGCAUGGCAAUGCUGACGGCAACCAGAGCCCCACCGCGUCGCAGGCAGGCGACGCGCGCCGCCGCCGUGCCAGCGGUGGUGGUGCUGCCAGUGUGGCGCCAUCGGCGCUGCGGCGCCAGCGCUCCAACAAUUCUCUGGCCAUUUCCACCGUCACCGGCUUCGCCGGCCGCGCCCCCGCUGCCGUCGUUGACCCGCUGGCGCCGGAGGAGGAGGGCAGGCGCGCACGGCCGCUCAGCCUGCAGCCCGCGCUGCCGUCUCUUGCCGUCGCGCACUACGUGUUGGACUUUGGCUACGUGGUCAAGGGCCUGACGCGCACGCGCAAGUUCAAGCUGACCAACACCAGCAACCAGCAGGUGUCGUUCCGCUUCGACAAGACGCUCCUGGAGAACAACGGAUUCAAAGUGGACCCCGAGGUGGUCAGCCGGCUGCCGGGUGCGCCCGAGUUUGCGAGCGUGGAGGUGGCGGUGACGCUGCAAGCCAACAAGAGCACGGUGCAGCCGGGGCUGCUGGAGCUGUCGUACCCCAUCACCAUCAAGGGCUCGCCGCCAGUGCUGCUGACGCUCAAGGCGCACGUGCAGGUGCCGGACCUGAAGCUCAGCACCGAGCUCGUGGACUUCGGGGCCUGCCAGACGGGCCAGUGCAAGGUGUUCACUGUGCAGCUGCACAACCACAAGCAGGUGCCCUGCGAGUUUGCCAUUAAGAAGCCGGCAGAGGUCAUCAAGGCCAAGGACUGGCAGUUCUUUGUGUGCGAGCCCAGCGAGGGCACGCUGGAGCCCGACCAGCGCAUGAACCUCAAGGUGAUGUUCACGCCCAUCCUGAACCGCGACGCGCCGUACGCCCAGGGCAUCCCGCUCAAGAUCAACCUCAACCCGCGCAUGAAGGAGCUGCAGGCGUCCGGCCGCGGCCUCACGCCGCGCGUGAUCUUCAGCCCCACAUUUGUGGACUGCGGCGCCAUCCUGCCCGCCUUCGAGGGCCAGGAGCCUAACGAGGCCAAGGUCAUCAUGUCCAACCCGUGCGCUUUCCCCAUCGAGGUGGUGUCGCUGGACUUUGACCCGCGCUACAGCCGGGACGAGGAGGCUCUCCGCGCCAUGGAGGGCUACAACGACAAUGGCGUGCUGUUCCUGCCGCCGCUGAAGCCCGGCGACACGCUCUGGCCUGAGGUGGCGGAGGCUGCGGCGCAGAAGAAGCGCAUGGAGGCGGCAUCGGCGGAGGCGCAGGCGGCGCAGGACGCGGCGGCGGUGUCCGCCGGCGGCGCGCCGCCGGCGGGCGCGGGCCGCGAGGAGGAGGGCGUGGGCAGCCUGGAGGCGGUGGCGGGCGCGGGGCCGCUGGGCGCGCACUUCAGCGCCGGCAACGUGGGCGCGGGGCCGCAGAAGGUGCUGGCGGUGGUGACGGGCCCCAGCAAGGUGGGCGCCACCACGCAGGCCAAGCUGCUGGGCACACGCUACGGCGUGCCGGUCAGCAACCUGGACGACCUGCUCAUGGCCGCCGCCGACCUGGACCCGCCGCCGGAGGAGCCGGCGGCGGCGCCGCCGCCCGCACUGAUGGAGCCCAUGGACGGCGAGCCGGGCAGCGACGGCGAGGGCGCGCCGCCUCCCGUCGAGUCCAUGGAGGCGCCGCCGCCGCCGUUCGACACGGAGAUUGCCGACCUGCUGUACGACCACGUGCUGUCCGAUCCGGAUCACGAGGGCAAGCCCGACUACGUGCCGCCGCACACCAAGCUGAAGCAGCCGGAGCUGUACGGCCUGGUGGUGCGCGGCCUGCGACACCUGCUGGUGCAGCAGCCGGUGGCGUACGGCAAGGGGCUGGUGCUGGACGGCCUGGCGUCGCGCUACCUGCCGCCGCCGCUGGUGGCUAAGGCGCUGCUGGAGGCGCUGGGCAUGGAGCAGGUGAUGCCGCCGCCCCCGCCGCCGCCGGCGGAGCCGGUGGCGGACGCCAAGGGCAAGAAAGCGGCGCUCAAGAAGGGCGAGGAGCCACCGCCGCCCACGCCACCGCCGGCGGUGGAGCCGCUGGGCUGGCGUGGGCCGGUGCAGGUGUUCUUCGUGCAGCUCAGCGCCUCGCCGGAGACCCUGGUGACGCGCAGCCGGCUAGCGGCGGUGGAAGCGGCGGCAGCGCUGGACGGCGCGGCUUUUGACCUGCUGGUGCCGACGGCGUCCGUGAACGCCCCGUCAGCCCCCGCUGCGGCUGCCGGUGCACUGCCACAGGGCUCGCGUCUGGGCACGCCGCUCAUGUCUCUCACUGGCGAGGCGGCUCCCAAUGCCGCUGGUCCUCCGCCCAGCACGCCGCCGCCCGCAACGUCGUCUGGUGCGGCGCCGCUGGUUGACAUCUCGCCCUCACCCGUGCCUGGCGAGGAGUUGCCCGCACCUGUGCCCGCUCCCGCCCUAGACGAGGCAGGGAAGAGGCAGGUGGAGGAGGCCGCCAGAGCUAUUGCGGAUUAUGAGGCGUCGGUGGCCAAGCUGGUGCGCGAGCUGGGGCCCGCCGGGCCCGAGAACGCGGUGCUGCACCGGUCCGUGUCGGCGGAGGGCGCGGAGGACAAGGUGCACAAGCUGGCGGUGGGCAUGGCCUUCCGCAUGGGCGUGCUGUCCACGGCGCUGCCGGCGGCGCCCUGCGACAAGGAGCUGGUGCCGCCGCGCUUCGCGAUGCAGAUUGUACCCAAGCCGCGCCCGCGCGCCGCACGCACGCCCGUGCAGCGCUUCAAGGUGUUCACGCUCAUCGACUACACCAAGGAGGGCGCGCCGCCGCCACCGCCGCCGCCACCACCUCCACCGCCGCCGCCAACGCCUCCAGGCAAGUCCAGGGGCAAGGGCAAGGAGGAGCCGCCGCCGCCGCCGCCACCGCCGCCGCCGCCCACACGGGCGCUGGUGUCGGACACGCGCUGGGUCAUUCCCGCUGGCGGCUCGGUGGAGCUGCUGCUGCAGUUUGCCUCGCCCGAGGUGGGCAAAUUCACGGAGACGCUGGCGUUCGACGUGCUGGGUGGCGAGCGCCUGAACACGCUGGUGGUGACGGGCACGUGCGACUACCCGCACAUCUCCACGGACUACCGCAACGUGUUCUACAAGAAGGUCAAGGCGCGGCCGCAGACGCCGCUCAUCCGCGGGCAGUACAUCAUCAACAAGGGCCAGUUCGAGUUCGGGCCGCUGCUGCAUUCCAAGGACGCGACCGGCUACCUGGAGGGCUCGCACCCGGACAACACGGCCCGCAUCCGCAUCACCAACAACGGCCUCUUCGACAACCACGUCGAGUUCAGCCUCAAGAGCGUGGAGCAGGCCCGGGCGGAAGAGGAGGCCGCGGCAGCGGCCAAGGGCGGCAAGAAGCCCGACCCCAAGAAGCCGGAGCCCAAGAAGCCCGACCCCAAAGCCAAGGACGGCAAGGGCGGGAAGGGCGGCAAGGGCGGCGCGGAGACGCCGCCGCCCGGGCUGACGCUUGACAACGUGUUCACGCUGUUCCCCGUGACCCUGGACCUCAAGGUGGAUGAGACGCAGGAGCUGAGCGUGUAUGCCUUCCCCGUGGACGACGGCCUGGUGGAGGACGUCAUUGUGUGCCGCAUCAAGGACAACCCCACGCCGGUGGAGUUCCCCAUCAGCGUCAUCGGCGCCAAGCCGCAGGUGCAGGUGCGGCUGAACGACGGCACGCCGCCGCCGGACCCCGCCGCGCCGCCCGCCACGCCGCCGCCCAACAAGCUGCUGACGGAGGGCAUCAUGUUUGAGCGGCUGCUGGUGAACAAGAAGGACGUCAAGGCCUUCACCAUCACCAACCCCGGCCUGCUGCCAAUCAAGUGGCGACUGGCCAACACCGCCACACUGCCCAAGGAGUUCACGGUGUACCCGCAGUCUGGCGAGCUGGCGGCGCGCUCGGACGUGGUGGUGACGGUGGAGUUCGCGGCGGUGGAGAAGCGGCUGUGCGAGGCCAAGCUGGCGCUGGAGGUGCUGGACGUGCAGGAGCUGCAGGGAGUGGCGCACAGCAUCCCGCUGCCCAUCAAGGGUGAGGCCUACAAGAUCGAGAUUGACAUCAACUUCCCGCAGGCCAACUUCCCGGGCGUGGACUACGGCACGCUGCGGGUGGUGGAUGACGUGGCCAAGCCCAUCGUGAUCAAGAACACCGGCAAGUAUGCGAUUUCGUACAACUUCAGCAUGAAGCCGCUGUCGGUGCUGACGGGCCUGCUCACCAUCACGCCGGCCUCUGGCAACAUUGACCCCGGCAAGGACGCUCGGAUUGAAAUGGCCUGGAACAAGGACAAGUCGCUCAGGAAUGAGGUGAUGCUGAUGGGCAACAGCGACGUAACGCUGUCCAUCAUUGAGCCGCUCACCACAAACCGCGAGGACACCAUCCCCAUCCAGAUCAGCGGCCACGCCGUGUUCUCCAAGUACGCCGUCACGCCCGCGCGCGGCAUCCACUUCGGCCCCGUCACCUACAACACCGCGUCCAAGCCCAAGGUGGUGGAGAUCACCAACCUCGGCCAGUUUGAGUUCAAGUUCCGACUGUUCAAUCACGCCAACGGCCCGCCGCCGCCCAUCCCAGUGGAGGCACCGGCCGCGGGCAAGGGCAAGGGCGGCGCCGCCGCCGCCGCGCCGCCGCCCGCCGCCAAGGGCAAGGGUGCACCGGUGACGGCCAUGACCAUUGGCCAGUUCACCUUCGACCCGCCCGAGGGCUCCAUUCCUCCAGGCGGCCGCCGUGAGGUGGCCGUUGUGUUCAAUGCCGUCAACGCCAGCGUGUACAGCGAGGUGCUUGGCAUUGACAUCAGCGAGCGCGACUUCGGCGACCAGCCAGCCGGCAUUCCCAUCGAGGUGGCGGGCGAGAGCUGCAUCCCCGGCAUUGAUGCCGAGAACACGGUGGCCAUUUUCGAGGAGCACACCAUCUCCGCCUCGCUGGACCCCUUCAACCCCAUCAACAACGAGUUCAGCACGCGCGAGCGCGUGUUCAACUUCGGUGCGGUGCUGGCAAAGCUGGGCGCGCCGGAGGGCAGCGACGGCAGCGCCACGCCGCCGCGUGCCAGCACGCCGCCCAAGGGCGCGGCCAAGGGCAAGGGCAAGGACGAGGUGGAGGCGUCUCCGGGCGUGGCGGCAGCGCCGCACGCCGUGCGCGCCAACCUCAAGUUCAUCAACCCGGUCAAGGUGCCGUGCGUGGUGAACUUCAGCAUCAAGCCGCGCGGCAACCUACCGCCCGGCCAGGCGCUGCCCAUGGAGAUUUCGCCGUCGCAGCUGGUCAUCCCGCCGCUGGAGUACCGCUACACCGCGCUGUACUUCGCGCCGCGCGCCAUCCAGUCCUAUCUCGCCACCUUUGAGGCAACAGUGGAGAACGGCGGCGACCCCAAGACCAAGUCCUUCACCUGCGAGGUCCGCGGCGAGGGCACACUGCCCACGCUCACCAUUGCGGAGCCGACGGUGGUGGACCCGCAGGGCCGGCCGCUGGUCAAGUUUGCGCGGCUGCUGCGCGGCCGCACCGCCACUGCACGCAUCACGCUCAAGAACAACGGCAUCCUGCCCGCCAAGGCGCGCAUCGAAAUGGCGCCGCACGGCUCCUUCCGCCUGGAGGGCGGCGGCGCCACGGGCAGUAUGGGCCCGCAGGGUGAGGCGUUCACGGUGGAGAGCAAGCGCAGCGUCACCUACACGGUGGCCUUUACGCCGGAGGCGGUGGGGCCCGCGGCGCACGAGCUGAAGCUGCGUGUGGCCAACAACCCGUUCGAGGACUACCGCUUCCUGCUCACGGGCGAGGGCUACCAGGAGGACGUCACCUUUGACCACCUGCCCAACGACGCGCUGGACGAGCUGCGGCUGCAGGACGGCCCCGUCGGCCGGCCGGUGCAGGCAGUGUUCACACUGCGCAACCACUCGGCCUCCAAGCACUUCCGCUUCCGCUGGCCGGCGGCAGGCGCGGCCGGCUCCAACCCCUGCCUGGCCUUCUCGCCGGCGGUGGGACACUUGAUGGCGGGCAGCAGCAAGGACGUGACGCUCACGUUCUCGGCGGAGGCGCCGGUGAAGCUGUCGCCGCACGACGUGAAGCUGACCAUUGCGCAGAUCACGCACGCGGCAGAGGCCCACGCAGUGGACUGGGACGACCGGUCAGUGGUGGUGGACUACGGAUUGGGCGUGGGGCCAGACGGGCUGCCGGUGGCCAAGCCGGAGCCGGAGCCGCAGGUGACGGAGGUGGCGGGCAGCGGGCGCGAGCUGCUGCUGCACGUGUUUGCCACCGCCGACAACGCGCGCUACACGUCGGAGGCGGGGCCCAUCAUGUUCAAGCCGACCAUGAUGUUCCAGACCCGCACCUACACCUUCCCGCUCACCAACACCUCCACCGCGCGCAUGGACUACAAGUUCACGGUCACACAGCCCGACGGCAACACCGCCGACGCCAGCGGACUGUACACCGUCAGCCCCGCCGGCGGCGUGGUGGAGGCGGGCGCCACUGCCACCAUCACCGUCAAGUUCUCGCCGACGGAGGUGGACGACUGCGCGCGCGUGCUGACGUGCCACAUCCCGCACCUGGACGCUUCCUGCGAGCCGUUCGCUCGGCCACUGGGCGGGCGCGUGCUGCGGCCGUGGGCGCACUUCGAGCUGCCCGACUCGGACUACCUGUCGGGCGGGCGGCGCAGCCCCGACAUGCCUGGGCCCUCCGGCGCCAUUGAGCCACUGGACCCCGGCACCCGCGUGCUGGAGGCGGAGUCGCUGGGCGUGCGCGUGCGCAACACCAAGCGCUUCUUCGUGCUCAAUCCCACUGGCAUCUCAUACGAGUUCUUCUGGACGCCCGUCAACAAGGCACAGGAGGCUGGCCCCUUCACCUGCACCACACUCCGCGGCGUGAUUGGCGGCGGGCGGCGGUUCGAGAUGGUGUUUGAGUACACGCCCGCAACUGACGCGGUGGUGGAGUCGUUCUGGACAUUCCGCAUCCCGGAGCAGAACAUUGAGGUGCCGUUCCUGCUAGUGGGCCUGGUGUCGGAACCACGCGUGAUGCUGGACCGGCCGUCGGUCAACUUUGGCCAGAUCCUCAUCGGCUGCAAGGGCCACGCCACGCUCACGCUGGUCAAUAACGAGCACCUGCCCUUCCAGUUUGCCUUCGACAAGAACUCCUACGAUGCUACGGAGGAGCUCAUCAAGGCGACCGGGCUGCGGCCGGUGGUGGAGCUGGAGCCGUCCAGCGGCGUGGUGCCGGCGCAGGGCAGCGUGUCCAUUGCCGCCACCUUCACGCCGCGCCUGGAGCGCGAUAUCAACUACAACCUGCUGUGCACGGUGAAGAACAAGCCCACGCGGCUGACGCUCAACGUGAAGGGCGAGGGCACCGCCAUUCACGAGGCGCUGCAGCUUGAGAACGCGGACGGCACCACUGUGACCAUGGCGCCGCGGCAGUCCAACACGGUGGACUUCGGGCAGGUGCUGGUGAACGAGCGCUGCGUGCGUGCGCUGGCGCUGGUCAACAGCGGGCAGGUCAACUUCAACUUCAUUUGGGACGUGGGCACCAACCCGCGCGUCAACAUCAGCCCUGAGGGCGGCACGGUGCCGCGCGGCGAGCGGCUGGUGUGCGAGCUGAGCUACAACCCGCAUGGCCCUGACAGGCUGAAGGACUACAAGGUGUCUUGCCAGGUGCUCAACGGCCCCAAGUACACGUUGCUGCUCAACGGCGUGGGCCACAAGCCGCGCCUGGACCUGUCCUGGUUCAACCACGACUUCGGGUUGCAGCCGGUGUUCAUUCCAGGCAUGACGCCCGCCGUCAAGGCGCUGCGCCUGCGCAACGAUGACGCGCAGCCCAUCAGUGUGGACCCGCACUGGGACGCCAACGCGCCCAGCGCCGGCGACUGGCAGGUGGACUGUGGCGCCCUGGUGCUGCAGCCCGGCGAGAGCCGCGAGUGGGUGGUCACGUUCCGGCCGCGCGGCGCUGCCGUGUGCGCCAUGUCGCUGCCGCUGGAAAUCAACGGCCUGUACACAGUGCACGUGGAGGCCAAGGGCGAGGGCAGCCCGCUGCGUGUGGAGGUGGCCAACCCCGCCCACCGUGCCGUCAACUUUGGCCCUGUGGCGGGCGGCGGCUCAUCCACGCGAGUCGUGCCCAUCAUCAACCGCGGCCGCACCACCGCUGUGCUCAGCCUGGCGCCCAGCGCCGAGCUGCUGGCGCGCUGCGCGGUGGACGUCAUCCCCGCGCCCACCACCGAGCUGUUGCUGCGGCCUCGCGAGAGUGCCGACCUCACCUUCUUCUUCAAGCCGCAGGCCCGAAUGCGGCCCUUCACGGAGGAGCUGGUGGUCAACCUGUGCGGCGUGCCGACGCCGCUGGCCACGCUCACUGGCGCCUGCCUGGGCACAGAGCUGCGGCUUGCAAGCGACUCGCUGCCGUUUGGCCCGGUGGUGCUGGGCAGCCGAGUGGUGAAGCGGCUGCAGCUGGAGAACACGGGCGACGUGGGCACCAAGUUCGUGUGGGACACGCGCGCGCUGGGCUCGCAGUUCUCCAUCUUCCCUGCGGACGGCUUCCUGGCGCCUGGGCAGGACGUGAAGCUGGACGUGACGUUCCACCCCACGGAGGUCAACCCCGACAUCCGCGUGGACAAGAUCCGGCUCAAGGUGGAGGGCGGCGCUGACAGCACGCUGACGCUUACCGGCGCCUGCGUCGCCACCGCGGCGCAGCCCGAGGUGGUGAACUUCAGCUGCAACGUGCGUGCGCAGGCGCAGCAGACCAUCACCAUCACCAACAGCACAAGCAGCGCCUGGGCGCUGCGGCCGGUCGUGGCCAACGACUUCUUCAGCGGCCCGGAGUCGCUGUCCGUCGCCGCCAACAGCAAGGCCACGUACCAGGUCACCUUCCGGCCGCUCACCAUGUCCACGCCGGACCGCCCGCAUGAGGGCAGCGUGUUCUUCCCCAUCCCCGACGGCUCCGGCCUCCUGUACCGGCUGGUGGGGCGCGCCGAGGCGCCGGUGCCGGAGGGCAAGCUCGAGCGGCAGAUCGUGGCCAAGACGCAGCACACCGAGGUGCUCAAGUGCCACAACUGGCUGCACAAGCCGCAGCGCUUCCGUGUGCUGGUGGAGCGCAAGGGCGGCGACAAGAGCACGCAGCUCAGCACGCCCGAGUACGUGGACGUGCCGCCGCUGAGCUCCAAGGACAUCAAGCUGGGCGUGUACAGCUACACCGCCUCCACCACGCUGGCCAACGUCACCUUCAAGAACGAGUCUAGCGGGGAAUACCUGUUGUACGAGCUCAAGCUGGUGGCGUCGCCUCCCGCGUCGCGCGGCACGCUGUCGCUGGAGUGCCCGGUGCGCACGCAGACCUCUUGCAAGGUGACGGUGGCCAACCCCCUGCCGGAGGAUGUGACGGUCAAGGCGGCCUCCAGCAACAAGCAGGUGGUGGUGCCGGCAACCGUCGUGCUGCGCGCCAACGCCAGCACGGACGUGGAGGUCAGGUACCGGCCACUGGUGGUGGGCGCCUCGGAGGCCACGCUGAAGCUGGAAAGCGCGGAGCUGGGGCUGUUCGAGUGGGGACUGCGGCUGGCGGGCACGCCCACCAACCCCGAGCGCAGCCUGGGCUUCAACGUGCCGCUGGGCGGCCGCGAGACGCAGGUGUUCCGCUUCACGCACUGGCUGGACGAGAAGGCCGACUACAAGGUCUCAUUCAAGAGCAGCGGCACGAACACGGCCACGGGCGGUGCCUUCACGGCGCCGCCCACAGUGUCCGCCACGCCGGCUGCGAGCGGCGCGGGGCAGGCGGGCACGGAGGCGAGCCUGGAGGUGGCGUUUGAGCCGACGGCCAUCGGCGAGAACAUCCGCGACAUGCUCAUCCUUACCUCCGCCACGGGCGGCGAGUACCAGUGCCCGCUGGUGGGCCGCUGCAUCCCGCCCAAGCCGCAGGGCCCCGUGGACGUGUCCAAGGGCUCCGCGGCGCUACCGUUCAGCAACGUUUUCUCGGCUGAUGCGGACUUCCAGCUAGCGGUUGACAACCCGGCGUUCCAGGUGAAGCCCGUGGAGCGCAUCGGGUCCAAGAAGGCAUCCAACAUUGGAAUUACGUUCAAGCCGCCGGAUGCAAAGGCCGGCGGCGGAAAGGGCAAGGACGUGGCAGCAGCAGAGGUGCCGGCGGGCCCCGUGUCGCGCACGGGCAAGCUGACAAUCUCGUGCCCGUCGCAGACGAGCAGCCAGUGGGUGUACUAUCUGCAGGCUUAGGUUGGGUGCAGUCUGUGAGGUUAACUGGGUACGCCGCAUAGGAGCGGGGGCCGUCGGGUGACGACAUAGCAGAUAAAGGUGCUGUGAUUGAGCGUGACAGCGUGUGAAAGUUUGUGAGCUUGAUCAUGGCAUUUGAGCUAGGAGUACGGACAAAGUGUUGCGCAUGUAUAAAGCAAGGAUGAGCAGCAUGUGAAGCUGCAGUGUGAACGUACAGCUGAGACUGCAUACUUGCAGGCACGAGGGGAGGUCGCAGAGUUCGUGGGGUUCGUGUGCAAGAAGGCGAAGCGCCCUUCGGCAGCGCUGACUGAGGUGAUAGAGGGUAGACAUAUGAGUCUCAGCGGCCAUCCCUGUAAAGCUAAAAAAUU
Molecule: messenger RNA, 15320 nt
Organism: Chlamydomonas reinhardtii
Lineage: Eukaryota; Viridiplantae; Chlorophyta; Chlorophyceae; Chlamydomonadales; Chlamydomonadaceae
Exons: 16
Coding region: 166-14955 (4929 amino acids)
Biological process (GO): cilium movement; axonemal central apparatus assembly
Cellular component (GO): axoneme
Source: RefSeq, a predicted model, not a curated record